Molecule: messenger RNA, 7472 nt
Organism: Diorhabda sublineata
Lineage: Eukaryota; Metazoa; Arthropoda; Insecta; Coleoptera; Chrysomelidae
Product: diacylglycerol kinase eta
Exons: 22
Coding region: 38-5350 (1770 amino acids)
Biological process (GO): diacylglycerol metabolic process; intracellular signal transduction; lipid phosphorylation
Molecular function (GO): ATP-dependent diacylglycerol kinase activity; protein binding
Source: RefSeq, a predicted model, not a curated record
AAAGAAUAAACAUGUCGGAGUCGUAGUGAGUGCACGUAUGGGUAUCGAAAGUGGAAAUAUUCUAAUUAUUCCGUCACCCGUGUGUGAAGAAUCGUCGGAAAGUGAUGGAGAAACCGAACCGGCUAAAUCUUUUAUUAGACGAUUAUCAACUAAUCGCGAUAUAUGCAGUUCGGUUUCAAUUAAAGAAGGUUAUUUACUUAAGCAUACGUGUUCAUUACAAAGGUGGAGAAGAAGGUAUUUCAAACUAAAGGGAAGAAAAUUGUAUUAUGCCAAAAAUACAAAGGCUGUGAUUUUCGAUGAAAUCGAAUUGGCCGAUCUCUCUUUAGCUGAAUGUUCGACGAAAAACGCGAAUCACAGUUUCCAGGUUAUAACCCCUUUCCGAUCCUUAAUACUUUGUUGUGAAUCGAGACGUGAAAUGGAGGAUUGGCUUGGAGCUCUGUCUUCGGCCUCCCAGCGUCGAUAUAAUGACAUGGAACCUGAUCUUCUGUCAGGACGACACCAUUGGUACGCGACGUCGCACGCCCGACCGACAUACUGUAACGUGUGUCGAGACGCACUCAGCGGUGUCACCAGCCACGGAUUAUCAUGCGAAAUAUGCAAAUGCAAAGCGCAUAAACGUUGCGCAGCCAAAGCCAUCAAUAACUGCAAAUGGACGACUCUAGCAUCUGUAGGACACGAUAUUACAGAAGACGAAGACGGGAACAUAAUGAUGCCCCAUCAAUGGAUGGAAGGUAAUCUGCCGGUUUCCGCCAAAUGCGCAGUUUGCGAAAAAAAUUGCGGGUCCGUACUUAGAUUACAAGAUUGGCGAUGUUUGUGGUGUAGAACCACCGUACACACACAAUGCAGGCCUAAUAUUAAUCGAGGGUGUCCUCUAGGUCCUGCUCGUGUUAGUGUAGUACCUCCAACGUCGUUACAUUCCAUUCAAGAUGAGGCUUGGGAAGCAGUCAGACCACAAGCUUCUUCUCCCCUUUUAGUUUUCGUAAAUUCUAAAUCAGGUGAUAAUCAAGGCGUGAAAUUCCUUCGAAAAUUCAAGCAGCUGCUUAAUCCCGCACAAGUUUUUGAUCUCAUUUCUACCGGUCCUCGUUUGGGCCUUAAAUUGUUCAGACAUUUCGAUCCAUUCCGUAUUUUAGUAUGUAGUGGGGAUGGUUCUGUUGGUUGGGUGCUUUCCGAAAUCGAUAAAUUAGAUAUGCACAAACAGUGCCAAGUAGCAGUAUUACCUUUAGGUACGGGCAAUGAUUUAGCUAGAGUAUUAGGUUGGGGAGCUUCCUGUGAUGACGAUACCCAUUUACCACAACUUUUGGACAAAUAUGAAAAAGCUAGUACCAAAAUGUUGGAUAGGUGGAGUAUUAUGGCGUUCGAACGCACAAUAGCCAUGCCAAAGUUGUCGUUAACUCCUGGUAUUCCAGAAGGACAAUUACAUAGCCAAAUUAGCCAAUACGAAGAUUCUUUAGUAGGAAAUCUGCAGAAUAUACUACAAUCUGAUGAUACUUCAGUUAUUUUGAACUCGUCUAAACGUCUAUGCGAAACUGUUAAAGAUUUCGCUUCGCAACUGAUGGACAGUUCGAUUAUGCAAGGAGACGAUCAGCUGGCCAAAAAGUGUGAUAUUUUACAUCAAAAAUUGGAAUCGUUGUUGAAGACGUUGACUAGCGAGCAAGUAGACGCGACCACGGUGUCAACUCAAUAUUACGAUGAAUCGCAAGGACCUGGUAAAUCGACUGAGGAUACCGAUAGCGAAAUAUCCUUCGAUAAAGCCAAAACUGAUAAAGUCGAAAAGGAUCUCAAUAAUUUUAAUUUCAGAAAACAUCGAAGAACAUCAAGAUUCAUGGAACGUGAAAAGGACGCGUUAUUACAUCGAGCGAAUAGCCUGAAGAGGGCUAUUCGAAAUCUAGUGGAACACACUGAACAAGUGGUCGACGAACAGAAUAAGCAAUCUGCGGAGGCGAUACCGACAGUCAAAAUAUCCAUGAGUGGUGAUUUGGAUAAAGUCGGAUCUCCGACUACUACAAACAAAAGGGAUUCCUUGAAACCAAUGUCGAUAAUCGAAUCGGGUGGUAGCACCGAUAUCAGUUCCUGUCCAUCCCCUACGAGUUCAAUAGUAACGGCUAGAUUGGCAAAUAUUUCUCCGAUGCCAGACGUGAGAAGAGACUCGACUUUCGGCGUCGAAGAAUCGGAUUUAUUGACGUUACCGGUACCCGAAGGGUUCGCAGACAGUCGAAGAGCCAGCCAAGUACAACAACAACAACAACAACAGAAUUGUGAAUCCAGCACCGAUAAAAUUCUCGUCGAAACGGCGACAUCGUUGAUGAAAAUCGAAAUGGAACAGAAUACGAUAGAAGAAGAAGGAGAAAAAGAAGACAAAGAAUCGAAUACGAAAUUAAUCGAUGCGAAACCGGUAGAGGACGACGAAAAAGAAUCUAGCAGCAUCCUAUCGGCGAUAUCUAACGAAGAAGUGAGCAUAACGUCAGAAAUAUUGGAUCAAAAAUCGUUUGCGCCGCGCAAGGGCAGCGACGGGGACGAUUUGAACGGUCACAUUUGCCACAUAGAUUCACCAGAAACUGAUACGUACCAUUCCACGUCGGACGUCAUCCAUGGUGAGUCUUUAAUGGAUGAUAUUAGUUCCAUGUUAGGUGAAGUUAAUGGAUACGGGCUGGAUAGUAUCGAUAAUACUUACACUGACGAUACGACGUUGUUUCCGAGCGAUUUAGAACGUAAAAUGAGUUUAAAACGAAAUUCAUUGGAAAGAAAACUUCGCGUUUCCAGGCAAAAAGAUUCAAACCUAGACGAAGACGCGCAGUUCGGUUUCGAAAAUAAGGCGUUCAUGCCCCAACACGGUUACUUAGAUAAUAAAACUGAAUCCGAACCACCUCGAUAUUGCAGUCUCGCCAAAUUCGUCGAAGGUAACGACAUCGCUAGGAGAUCCUUCAAACGACACAGAUCGUCGAUAAAAAAAUCAAAAUGCGAAUCAACAGUCACGCAACAAAUCACUUUAAUCGAAGAAUCCGAAAUAUUAUCGCCGAGCCUUCACGAUAGCCAGAACAAUUUAAACACGAUACACAAGAUAUCAUCGAACCAUACCUUCAACGUCAUAAUCAUGGAUAAAUUUAAGGAAAUUUCCAACGAUUUAGAACGAAAAGGAAACGAAGAUGCGCGAGAUAAAGAACCCGAAAUAAAAGAUAACGAAAACGAGAAGGAUAAUUUAGGCGGUAAAGAAAAAGAAAUUCUUGAAAUCGGCGAUGAAAAAGAAGAAUGGCGUAAAUUUCCCCAAGUAAGCGUAAUAGUAGAACCCCCAUCUCCCGUCCUCACCGAGCAGAUGCGCUCGGAACGCAUGGGGCACAUCCGUAUAGAAAUCGAAGGCGAUGUAGAUCCGGAAUUAGAGAUGCUUUGUUCGAAGGCGGAUCGUCUGACGGAGAAAUCAACGAGCAACGCCAGUUCAAAUUCAAAUCUGUUGGGCGUGAAUCCGGAACAUUUCCUCGCCAGAUCUCCGGCGGCAACCAGAAGAAUUUCUUGUUGCAGCAUGUUGAAUCCGACGGAAUCAGCUGCUUUGGCGGCCGCCGCCAAUACGAGCAAGUUCUACGAAGCCGCUGCGGAGAAGAAGGAUCCCGAUAAAAAAGAAGAAAAAGAGAAGAAACUACCAAUAAUUAAUCCUUUAGUUAGACUACCUACUUGGCCAGAUGUUAAUUCUGGCGGAGGGUUCAUCAGUAAAUGUCUGUUAGCUAACGCAGACACUCUAUGCGCAGCCGUUAGUCCCCUUAUCGAUCCCGAUGAAACACUCUCCGAGGGUUUCUACGAACGCUGCGUCAUGAACAACUAUUUUGGUAUCGGCAUCGACGCUAAAAUUUCCCUAGAUUUUCAUCAAAAAAGAGAAGAACACCCAGAAAAAUGUCGAUCGAGGGCUAAAAAUUACAUGUGGUACGGCGUACUCGGCAGCAAACAGCUCAUACAAAAAACUUACAAAAAUUUAGAACAGAGGGUUCAAAUUGAAUGUGACGGACAAAGAAUUCCGCUUCCUAGUCUACAAGGCAUAGUCAUAUUAAACAUCCCUAGUUUCAUGGGUGGAAUUAAUUUCUGGGGUACUAGAAGAGACGGCGAUAUAUUUUUAACGCCUUCGUUCGACGAUAAAAUACUAGAGGUCGUUGCUGUGUUCGGAUCAGUACAAAUGGCGGCAUCUAGAUUAAUUAAUCUACAACAUCAUCGAAUCGCGCAAUGUCAAAGUGUUCAAAUUAGCAUAUUAGGUGACGAGGGUGUCCCUAUACAAGUAGACGGGGAAGCCUGGAUCCAACCGCCCGGUAUAAUUAGAAUAAUACAUAAAAAUAGAAUGCAAAUGUUAUGUAGAAAUCGAUCGUUGGAAAAUUCCCUUAAAACUUGGGAGGAAAAACAACGACAAAGCAUAUCGGCUCAGGGCGCGAAACAUCGAGCUUCCAUAUCUCACGACCUGAAACACAGACCUUCGUUACCUUCUCACGAUAAAGGUAGAUCGAGUUUGACUAGACAAAGUAUGCCGUCACAAGAGAAAUCGUUCCUCGGGGUUAACUUCGAAAAGAUUCGGCAACAUUCGUUUAGCGGCGCAGUGCCUACUAUGCAAACUCAGAAUAUCGAAAAAGAAAAGAUGACAGUGACGUUCCUUGAUACACCCGUACAGUCAGCGGAACCGGAUAUACUUUUCACCGAAGAGGAACAUCAUUUGUUAAUUAAUUUCAUUGAAUGCAUUGCCACUUUAACCAAAUGGAUCAAGAUUUUAGCAAUUAGUUACAAUUUAGAAAUCGAUCUCUACACUCUCGCUAAAAAAAUCGAUACCGAAUUAGAAAAAUUGCAUCCGAACGGUAAACUUCUAACGGGCCCAAGUCUCCGCGAAGAAUUCUCCAAAUUAGUAAACGACGUGAAACAGUUGUACGAAGAAAGUUGCGCCCUGUUACACGACAGAGGGGACAAACUGAAGUUAAGGGAUGAUCUCGCGAGCAAAUUAAGCGCCAGUUUAGCAAACGCCGAAUUAGAAUUAAGAAGAUGCGUCAUUUACGACACGUCCAUCGGUAGUUUAGUCUAUUUACAAGCCGUACAAAACCAGGAGCACAAACGCAAAGGGCAUUUCUGGUUGAAAUUCCGCAACAAAGGUUCCGGUUCUUUACACUACUGCCAGAAGAACGAGGUGGCUUCUUGGGGUACCCAAGAAGUGGCCACUUGGUUGGAAACCUUACAACUUGCCGAAUACGUCGAAAGUUUCGUUAAAAACGACGUACGAGGUAGGGAAUUACUCACUUUAGCCCGACGAGAUCUGAAAGAUUUAGGGGUCACCAAAGUCGGACACGUCAAAAGAAUAUUACAAGCAAUUAAAGAUUUAACUCAAGGUUUAUAAAUAAUUAGAUUUUUAUAUAUGGGAGAAUAAUUCGAUGACAUGAUUUCGAUACGGCCCACUGUAAACAAGUUAUUAACAUAAAUUUAGGUUAGGACUGUAUGGUGGCCACUCCAUAACCCGAAAACCGAAAUCUCCAAUGCAUGUGCGUGUCUUGGUGAAGUAAAUUCGUUUCCAAUCUUUCCAAACCAAAAAUCUCCUCGAUUUAUCUACCAGUCGUUGAACCUCUUCUUAAUUGCACCUCUCAUCACGCUCCAUAAACCCUUCGCUUUCCGAAGCAGUUAUCUCCGAGUCUUCCAUACAGUUUCCUUCUGUCUUGGGGUUCGGUUCGCUACCAUGGAGGUAUCUUCCGGUAAACGGAACAUUCCAAGGUCCGAUUCAGAUGAUCUUGCACGAAACGCGUGCUUUCCAAUGAGCAAGUUUUAAUCCAUUCGCAGGUGAUUUAGAGGUCAGGUCAUUUACUUGCGAUAAUCACGAGACUUUCUGCCUGUUCCAGGUCGCUAUUAAAAGAUGUAGUUACCUAAUAGCGCUGGAAGACUCGGGUUGUAUCCAACAACAUCUCACCGACCAAGUAAUAACUUGGCGGUUUUAUAGUGUUAAACAUUAAACCAACACCCUUGAACACUAUUGAGAUAUUUGUUAUUUUCUGUGGAAGAAAUACUGUGAAUAUACCGCCUGGUACUAAGAAAAAUUAUAUUUAAAUAAAUAUCAAACGAGUUUCGCCAAUUAUAAAAAAUGUGAUGGAUGCCGAUAAAAAGCGCCGCGCGAAUUCUCCGAGUUUUUAAAAUUCCGUUGUAGCUGGACAGGACCGGCUUGGGGAACCAUUUUUCGAACUUGUAAUGUAGUUAAAGUUUACAGUGAGUCGAUUUCUACGCACGCGAGUUUAUUUGACUUUUUUUUUAUUAUGAUAUUGAAAAUCAAUAUUCUCCCAUGAAAUGAUCAAAAAAAUAAGUAUACCACACGAAUAUUUCAUUAUAAUUUGUUAUACUUGUUCAACAUUCGCUGUGAUUCUUCUCCAAUUAGAUUUUAAGGAUGUUUAAAUACAUUUUUUCAACCGAAAAAGUCUUCUCUCUCUCUCUCUCUCUUUUCGGUAUCUAAUUUCAUUCCUUAUUAAAGUAGAAGAAGUAGUUAAGAAAUUACGACAAAAAAGUAGAUAUUAAUAUAUAAAAAAACACUGUUGUCAAAUCAAAAUUUUUAUAUCCCUAGCCGGUGACGUUUAAAGAUUAUUUAUAACCACCGUGUAUCGACCCCGUCAUUCAUUUAUGUAUUUCUAUUUUAUUUAUUUUCAUUUUUUCAAUUUUUUUCUAUUUUCUCAUUUAUUUUUUUUUAUUUUAAUUUUUUUGUUUUAUUUGUUUAUUUAUUUUUGUUUUUUUUAUUCUUAUUUUUUUAUUUUCGUUUCAUUUUAAUUUUUAUCUGUUCAUUUAUGUAUUUUUAUUUUAUUCAUUUUCAUUUUUUUUGUCUUUUUUAUUUAUUUUUAUUUUUUAGUUGUUUUUUAUCUUUUUUUAUUUAUUUGCAUUUUUUUAUUUUUUUUUCAUAUGUCUAUUUUUAUUUUUUUCAUUUUUUAUUUAUUUCCGUUUUCUUAUUUUAAUUUUUUUAUUUGUUCAUUUGUGUAAUUUUAUUUUAUUUAUUUUCAUGUUUUUUAUGAUUUUUUGUUUUUUUAUUUCGAUUUUUUAUUGUUUUUUAUAUAUUUUUUAAUUUUGUUAAUCUUUUUUCUAUUGUUUUCCAUCUUUUUUUAUUAGUUUUUCUAUUUUAUUUUUUUUAUCAUUUGUUUAUUUGUUUUUAUUUUGAUUUUUUUUUGUUUAUUCAUUUUUGUCUUCUUUCUUUUAUUUUUUGUUAAUUUGUCCAUUUACUUAUUUUUAUUUUAUUUUUUUUUUUCAUUUUUUUGUUUUUACUCUAUUUUUUUUUUAAUUUUUUACAUCUUUUUUAUUUGUUUUAUCUUUUAUUUCAUUGUUUUUUAACUUUUUCUCAUUUUUUUUAUUCAUUUUCAGUUUUGUUUUUUUUAUUUGUUUAUUUAAUUAUUUCCUCAUUUGUUUUGGUGUAUUAUUAUUCGAUAGGAAGCAAAAAAAGCUGCAGCUGCGGUUGCAUUAUUCCCUAUCGACCGUUAUUUGGUUAGUAAACCAUUUCA